Exophiala xenobiotica is the source of this 1648-nucleotide messenger RNA. RefSeq lists its product as uncharacterized. Gene Ontology annotation, biological process: regulation of mRNA processing; protein phosphorylation; spliceosomal complex assembly. Bases 4 to 1305 code for a protein of 433 amino acids. The transcript has 2 exons. Gene Ontology annotation, molecular function: protein kinase activity; ATP binding. The record is from RefSeq and is a predicted model, not a curated record. Lineage: Eukaryota; Fungi; Ascomycota; Eurotiomycetes; Chaetothyriales; Herpotrichiellaceae.
AAAAUGAGUUUCUUAUCUCGAUUGACGCGUCAACGGAUUCUACAUGACUGUCAUAAUAAUCUAAUUAGAUCAAAGGGCAUUUUUUCCACCAAACGUCUUAUGUCAGCCGCUGGCCCAGCCUACUAUUGCGACAUUGAGUCCGAGUCUCUUGAAAGGUACCGCCCUGGUGGCUACCACCCUGUCAACAUCGACGACACCUUUCAAUCGGGGAGGUAUCGUGUCCUUCAGAAGCUCGGAUGGGGGGGUUACUCGACCGUGUGGUUGGUCUACGACUCCACACUAUCUCGACUCGCUGCACUGAAAGUUCUCGUCUCAGAGAUCAGCGAGACAGCUAACGAAGUUCGAAUUCUUCAACGACUUAGUUCGAUCCCAGCAAAACAUGAAGGUCAACGCCAUUUGCGCAAGCUUAGUGACUACUUUUCUCACGAUGGCCCCAAUGGCAGACAUCAGUGUCUCGUUUUCGAUGUUGACGGUGUCAGCAUUCCAACGCUUGUCACUCGAUACGGCGGCGAUGUGAGGCUGCCGGGACGUCUAGCCUGGCAGCUUUCAAAACAAGUCACACUUGCACUGGAGUGUCUCCACUCAAAUGGUAUUGCACAUGGUGAUCUCUAUCCCGGCAACAUCUUGGUUUCGCAAAGGGAGGGACAGUUCUCGGACCCAAGCUCAUUGAAAUAUCUUAAACCCCCGGUCCUAGCAGAUAUCAAUGCACGGCUUGGUUGUCAGCUCAGCAAGAGUCUCCCACGGCAUAUCGUGGAACCAAUUACGUUUCCUAUCCCAACGGUCGACGGACAGGUACACGCGAGGCUUAUCGAUUUUGAGCAAGCAUUUCUCCAUACCGAUCAGCCACUGGCGAAAGUCCGUACGCCGUUGAUUUUCAGAGCUCCAGAGACGCUACUUGAUUCGAAAUGGGACCUGCAGAUGGAUAUAUGGUCUCUAGCAUGCACGAUCUUUGAGCUUGUUACGGGACAGCCACCUUUCGACAACUUCAUGCCCGCAAAAGCUCCCUUGGUAUUAGAGUGGAUUGCAAUGUUUGGAGACGUGCCAGAAGAAUGGAGGAAGCAGGCAAAGGUAGUUGUGGGCGACUGUAGCGAUGAUAUAGAUGGAGGUUCACUUUCAAGUUGGCUUAGUGAAACUUAUUUCAGCGCUGAGAGAAAGGUGGAAUUUUCUGAGGAAGAUAUCAAGCGAUUAGGCGAUUUGCUGACCAAAAUGAUGCUUUAUCUACCCGGGGCUCGAUUGUCGGCUCACGACAUCUUGAAGCAUGAGUGGUUCGUAAAGAACCCCUUGGCUGAUGGGGCUGAAGGAUGAUAUUGCCAGGGAAGAAGAUAUUGCAAAGGCAGAUGUACUAGCUCCAUUGAAGGCGACCACGGCAACUACGAACACUGAGCAGUGCAUCUCGAGCAUGGAAGCACAAGCGCGAAUCUUUGAGGUCGUCGGCGAGCAGCCAGCAUUCCCGAAGAGCAUGGUUAUCGGGAGGCUGCAGCAUAGUGCCAAUUUCCAGCGCACUUUUCAAGUUGGAACGAUCAAUGCCUUUGACCUUGCUGUUUUCAGCCAAGUCAUCGCUCAAGCAAAGGUGGGCAGACCCAAUAUAUUGCCUGCAAACUUUCUGGCGGGAAGCAGGCUUUUUCGCUGGUAAGCAGCAACACUCUCU